Molecule: messenger RNA, 5948 nt
Organism: Fundulus heteroclitus (mummichog)
Lineage: Eukaryota; Metazoa; Chordata; Actinopteri; Cyprinodontiformes; Fundulidae
Product: tensin
Exons: 27
Coding region: 255-4856 (1533 amino acids)
Biological process (GO): peptidyl-tyrosine dephosphorylation
Molecular function (GO): protein binding; protein tyrosine phosphatase activity
Source: RefSeq, a predicted model, not a curated record
AAGUCAUCUGGGGUUGGUUUCAGAGCAGGACGAGCUGUCAGAGCACAGGGCAGAGGUGUAAAGAGUGGGGGGGGGUGGUGGGGAGAGAAGGGAGAAAAUGUGGGAGAGGAGGAAAACAGAAGAAAAUAUGAAGUGGUGAGAGGACGACGACGAUCCAUCCAGAGCUGCUGGGAGCGCGGUGCUGGUGUGUGGAAAGAGUGGAUAAGGAUUGAGGAAAUUAAAGGCGCGAGGGGGAAGAGUUGAACGCUGGAAGCAUGGGGUGCAUGCACAGCAGCGGCACCACGAAGGAGGAUGGCCCGGCUGCAGGAGCGGAAAGAAUCCCUGCGAAGGCAGACCCCGAGGUGCAUCCUGAGAUCGUUCAGCUUACUGAGCUCACCAAGCCAGCGAGUCACGUCUUCACCGUGAAGAGCUUCAGGAAAAGACGGGUGUGUGACGUGUGCGAGCAGAGCAUUGACGACCCAGGAGCUUUCUGCAAGGAGUGCAAGAUCGCAGUCCACAAGAUGUGCGAAGCAAAGGUGCCCGCCACCUGCGCCCCAGUGCCGGAUCUGCACAGCUCCGCAAAGUCAAUAUCUCAGAAGAAAAGAAGCUCCUUACCAAGAAGGAAAAGCGUCGAACAAGUGAUGGAACAUGUGAUGGAGGGGCACUACGACUUCGACCUCACCUACAUCACAGAGAGGAUCAUCUCUGUCUUCUUUGUGCCGGACCUGGAGGAGCAGCGCUACCGCAGAAACCUGCAGGAGGUGGCCACCAUGCUCAAAUCUAAGCACCAGGACAAGUUUCUGCUACUGAAUUUGUCGGAAAAGAGACAUGACAUCACCAGGCUUAACCCAAAGGUGCAGGAUUACGGCUGGCCUGAUCUCCACGCCCCUCCGCUGGACAGGAUUUGCGCCAUUUGUAAGGCCAUGGAGAUGUGGCUGACCGCUGACCCUCACAACGUUGUGGUUCUCCACUGCAAAGGGAACAAAGGAAAGACGGGGGUCAUAGUGGCGGCCUACAUGCACUACAGCAAGAUAUCAGCUGGAGCAGACCAGGCUCUCACCACAUUAGCCAUGAGGAAGUUUUGUGAAGACAAAGUCUCUUCCUCGCUGCAACCAUCUCAGAGCAGGUACAUCUACUAUUUCAGCGGUUUGCUGUCAGGUACCAUCAAGAUGAACAGCAGUCCUCUGUUCCUUCAUCAGAUGCUUGUUCCCUCGCUACCAAACUUCCAGUCAGGAGGAGGUUUUUAUCCUUUUCUGAAAAUCUACCAGUCCUUACAGCUGGUUUACACCUCAGGCGUCUAUGAUCCUCAGAGCUCUAGGGCUAGAAAACUGUGUGUGACUAUGGAGCCAGCUCUACUACUAAAGGGUGACAUUAUGGUGAAGUGCUACCACCGGCGGAGCAGAGCAGCAGAGCGGGAGGUUGUGUUCAGAGUCCAGUUCCACACCUGCACAGUUCAUGGAGCCCAGCUGUGGUUUGGAAAAACAGAGCUGGACCUGGCUUGCACAGAUGACAGAUUCCCGCCAGACACCACAGUGGAGUUUAUCUUCGCUAACAGUCCAGAGAAACUCAAAGGUCGAGAGUACCGCAAAAACGACUCUUCUGUUAAAGUAGACUACAAUACCUCAGACCCUGUGGUCAAAUGGGAUUCCUAUGAAAACUUCAAUCUUCACCAUGAAGACAGCAUGGAGAACAUCGCUCACACAAGAGGCCCUCUAGAUGGCAGCCUAUAUGCCCAAGUGAGGAAGCGACGGGGUCCAGGCGCAACUUCCUCGGCUGCUUCACCCAAUGGAUGCCUAACUAGUAGCCCAACUGUGAAACCCCAGUCUCCCUCCAAACCGCAACCGUUCGCCUUCAGCUGUAGCCCCAGAGGCUCCGCGGUCUCUUCAGAUCAACUGAGUGAAACCUCCAUGUCCGUUAACAGUUCUGAGAGAGAAAACCCUGACUGCCCACCGAGGAGAGGAGAUGUGGAAGACGGGGCGAAGGAGAAGAAGCGAGAGAAAGAGAGGGAUAGAGAAACUGCGAUUUUGGACGACGGAGACCCGUCAAGUCCAGGGGUUAUGAGACGAGAGCACUCCUGUUGUGGACGAGCCGUUGCAAAAUGUGGCGAGGCAGGAUGGGAGAGAGAGAGGGAACUCUGUCUUUCCAGUGGCCGAUGUCUCGGACACUGCAACAGCAUUAAAAAAAAUCCAAAAAGCCAAACGCUGCCAGCUUUACCAUCCAAAUCUAUGUCUCCUCCUCUCCAUUCGGCUGUUAUGGAGCUCUGCCAUCGCCACAGUGCCCAUCCUGUAGCUGAGCUGACAUGGGACCGUCCAAUCCAUCCUCCGUCUCUGCCCUGCCUUAACAGUGCAUGCUACCCUUAUCCAACCCCUGAACAUGUCCUUGCCCACAGUCACACAUUGCCAGCCUCAAACAGAUGCUACCCUGGAGAAGACUGUCACCUCCUGCAUUAUCCUAGCCAUGGAUCAGUAUCUCACCCCUCCCUCCAACCACCACCUGGUAGUCCUUACAGAGAGGUUUUUGUCACUUCUCCCACAUCUUCCUCUUAUUGCCCCUGCCAGGACUGCUCCAGCAGGCGAGAACAUCAAUCGGCCUCAGUCAAAGUGUUCCAACAACUGCACCCGGACAAAGCCGAAAACCCACACUGGUCACAAGGGGCUGGGGUCCAACGUUCAAGAGAGGUACCUCCACUUUGGGAAACAGAAAAGCCAUGGGACCUUACAAGAGAGGCGGAGCUUUGGCCGUGUAAGGCCCCGUUGCCAGCAUUUCAUCUCUACCACCCUGCUAUGGACCACGUUUCAAACCCGGAGCAGCCUAGGUUUGCUGUUGGACAGCAUCAAAACUACCCUGUACCUCAGAGUCUGAUAGAUGUCAGAGAUGGAGCUAGCAGUGGGUACCACACCCCUCUGCAGCCCCGACAUUCAUGCCCCUGCUCGCCGUAUCAGUCUUCUCCAUCUGAAAGCCAUGAAAGCCGGGGUUACACUUCAGGAUAUCACUCUCGCUCAGCAUCGCCUUUGCCAGCAAGUAGCCCGUCUCCUGGAAGGGGAAAGCUACCAGAAAUCCCUUUAGCGUCCAGAGAGCAGCCACACACUGAACAGCACAAAGUGGAAAAAGGCAAGACUGUCGCAGAAGAUGACAUAUCUCUAGGCUCGGAGGGUAAAUCUGAUGUCCGCUGCCAGUCAAGCACCCCCGGGGUGGACUCUGAUCAUGACUACACUGUUAUUGGCAGCAGCAGCCCCACACACACCGAAGACAGUGCAAAUGCUGAUAGCCUCAAUCAGAGCCAGGAACCCGUGACCCAUUUGGAGUCCAACACAAAUACGGGCAAAUCUCUUACACCACUAGCACCAGAGGAAAAAACCCAGAGUUUAACACUAUCUGUAAACCCCACAAAACAAUCAACUGAGUCUUUCCUGAAAAGCGAUAUUGAGCUUGGAGCUGCUGAGGUCAGAGGAAGUUCAGAUGAAAAGACCAAAUCAAACCUCUCAAACUAUGCCACUGUCAUCAUCCCUCCAGUUCAAGUUCAACUCAAUGGCGCUGUCCUUCCUAUCAAUGCUACGUCUGACUGCAGUAACGGUGUAAACACAAAUCCCUGCAUUAGUCCAAGUUCAAGUCCUUCUAGCCCUUCCCCUCAUUCUCCUAUUGGCUCUCCAGAGAAGCAGCCUUCUCCUCAGCACUCCAUCUCGGCCAAAGACACAGCUGACGUGAAACCCCCUUCACCCGUGCCAGACGGAUAUCACACACCGACCUUUCCCCUAGCCUCUUACUACUACUCACUAUUAAAUGUUCCUCGCGUGCCAUACACUGGGUACACUGCCGUAACGAUCCCUGCCAUCCAACCACCACUCCCAGAGAAAAAACGAUUUUCCUCCACAGUGGUAUCCCCGAAUGGACAUAUUGCUUUGCUCCAGACUUCCUCUUGUCCUUCACAAAUGCACCAUGUUACUUUCUCCCCUGCGGUGGGAGAGAAAAGGAGGGAAUCUGCACAACCCGGUUACACAGAGGAGGCAGAAAUAAGGGUCAACUCUAAGUUUGUUCAGGACAGCUCCAAAUACUGGUACAAACCAGGCAUCUCCAGAGACCAAGCCAUAGCUGCGCUGAAGGACAAGGAACCAGGAGCGUUUCUCAUUAGAGACAGUAACUCAUUCCAGGGUGCUUAUGGCCUGGCUCUUAAGGUGGCCACUCCUCCUCCCAAUGCCAACAUCACUGGAAACAAAGGGGACGCUCUGGAACAGCUGGUUAGACACUUCCUCAUCGAGACAGGGCCACGGGGAGUGAAGAUCAAGGGCUGCCAGAACGAGUCCUACUUCGGAAGCUUAUCUGCUCUGGUGUACCAACAUUCAAUAACUCCAAUUUCUCUGCCAUGUGCCCUCCGCAUUCCUGACAAAGAUUUGGUUGGUGAGCUUCAGGAGAUACAAAGUGCAACAAAUACUAGUACAGCUGCUGACCUCCUUAAACAAGGAGCAGCAUGCAACGUGCUCUACCUGAAUUCAGUGGAAACAGAGUCAUUAACGGGACCAGAGGCCAUUUCCAGGGCUGUCAAGUCUACAAUGGCUCUGAAUCCACGCCCGGUCCCAACAGUGGUCCACUUCAAAGUGUCCUCUCAAGGGAUCACACUAACGGACAGUAAAAGAAGACUAUUCUUUCGGCGCCAUUACCCAAUCAACAGUGUCACUUUCAGCAGUUUGGGCCCCCAAGAUAAGAGGUGGACUAAUUCUGAUAGCACAUCAAGCAAAAUGUUUGGCUUUGUGGCGAGACGGACGGGGACGACGACAGAGAACGUGUGUCACCUGUUUGCCGAGAUGGACCCUGAGCAGCCAGCUGUGGCCAUAGUCAACUUCAUCAACAAAGUCAUGCUGGGACCACAGCUGCGAAGAUGAGCAACAAAGUCAUUGGAAUCUAUGCACCGUCAAGCUUCGCAAGAUGCUUUUGACACGUUUCAAAAGAUAUUUCGUCCAUUCAAAAGCUAUAUUUUUGUUUGAAUUUAUGCAAAUGGAACCUUUGUGCUAUGCUGCAUGACUGUUUUUCUAUAACAAUCCAGUUUGAACUAUUUUUGCAGACGUCUUGUUUUGAAAGUCAAUUUACAAAGCAGGAAGUCAUACACAUGUCAAAAGGCCAAAGACUGACCCAACAUGCCAAAAGAGAUUGUAACAUGACUUUUUAUGUUUGUUUCUGUGUUUUGGUUUUAUAUAUUUUUUACCGUGUUUCAUGCAAUCCUUGGGAUAUACAACUAAGUCCAAAAAUUAUAUGGAAUAAAUCACAUUUAGCAUAUAUAUUUAACCAGAUGUUGGCAUUCAAAGCUGUAAGGAUAGAGGUUAAUGUAUGUGAACAAUGUGUUAGAACGGUGUCACGUUUUAAAGAGUAAAAUGGCAUCAAUGCAGAUGUUUUCUGUGAAAUGUAAGAAAGAGAAAUAUGAGCGAUUCAAUUAUGGUUUUUGUGGUUCCUGAUCAUUUUUGAAGAAAGUAAUUUUGCUAAAUUCUCAUCAGUAGAUGCAUGUGUUGUAAAAUCAUAUAAAAAGUAAAAUAGUCACACAAAGAAGAUAUAUUUUUGCUUCAGUGAGAAUAAUAGAUCCUUAAACAGAGAUUUCACAGACAAAAAAAGUGUGUGAUUUAAUAUAGAUUUUAAGACAAUUGCACUGACAGAAUUUUCAUCUUAGUAGGAUCUAACAUGUAUCUAUUUCCAACAUAAUCACACACACACACAUAGUUGAACAACUUGGACAUAUUUCUCCAGAGAGAAAUGCAAACCUCAAGCCAAAGUUUUGUUUAAACCUGUUUUCCUGCAUUUAUAUUCCACAUGUAUCUGUUUGGUACUUUUAUAUGACUGACAAUAUAAUUAUUAUUACUUUUCAUAUAGGAUUUUUAUGUUUAAAAAAAGUAAUAUAUUUUAGCCAUUUGAUGUGUUAGAAAGAAUAAAAGAACGAUGUGUGUCAUAUUUGAUUGGACUUAUUAAACCAAGGUACUGAUUUCAAA